AUCCCAAGAAGAUCACUGGAUGUUCGAUCUCUGUUCAUGCCACCUCGUCACAAGGGAUUCCCACCUCCAAAAGGCAUAUCGUACGAGGCGAAAGCAAGCAGACCAUGAAGAGUCCUCGCGUCCUCCGCGCCGGUUCGACCACAAAAUCUCCAAGCGCAGCCAGCGCUGCUCCGCAAAAGUUCAGAUGGACUUCAUUCGCGCUCUUUGCCGGCAGCGCGCUCUUGGCUCAUGUGCUCCUGGCUCGCUCUUGGUACUCUCGCUUCUUGAUCGGGCCGUCUUUGCCUGAUCAUUGGGUUCGCAACCUCACAUACACUCCCGGCUCCUUGACACAUCCAGCGCAAGCAGAGCAGCGUGGUGACCCUCAAUGCCACAAGUUGCGAGCAGCAAGAGCAGACGCACGUGCCAGGCGCGGUACCCAAAGUCUAAAUUUCUGCGAAGACGUACUGUUCCUUGAAGGCUUGGAUCACGAGGGUGACGUUACGCCAUUGUUACUCGCUACUUGCGAUCCGGGUCGAGGAGAAUGGAAUACGGUCAUGGGACCAUUGAAAGAGCCUCAGCCUCGUGGUGGACUGUGGGUAUGGGAUCCAGCGAAUCCAAGCGCAGAGCCUGUUCUACUCUCGCCUUCGCUGAAUACAACACAAGACCCAUUCCCAGACUCCUUUCACCCAUUGGGAGCUGCAAUGUAUCCCUCAAGUUCAGGCGACGAGCCCAGCACGCUCUUGGUAGUCAAUCACGCCUCGACCCACUCUACUAUCGAAGUCUUCUCCAUCUCGAUCCACGGCGAGUCUGGUGUCCCACGAGCCGAGAGGAUCAAACUGUCCCACAGGGGAACAAUCAGCGAUGCUCUCGCCACGCAUACUCCCAACUCUAUCGCCAUGCUUAGCCAAGACUCGUUCCUCGUGACGAACGAUCAUCUUUUUGCGCUUAGGCCACCACCGAGAGAGCAGGUCGUCAACCUUUUGCAGGCUUUGCGCGCUCCGCACUGGCUCGCUCUACUGGGCGCCGCCGUCUUGACCAACCCAAUCCUCAGUCAAAUUCUGCCAAGGAUCGAAACAUUCAUGGGUCUUAAGCUAGGUUGGGUAGCACGGGUGCAAAUGCAGCCCUCUGAGCGCACCUCCAUCACUGUGACUUCGGCCCUCGCGGCUCAAGGGAUUGCAUUUGCCAAUGGCAUUUCCGUCUCUCCCAAAGGUACCACGAUCGCUGUCGCGAGCACGACCCUCCCAGGUGUAGUGCUCUACAGCCCGCAUCUCGACGGCGAUGGAAAACCAGAUUGGUCUCGUCCACUCGAAAAGAGGGGAACCAUCCACACGCCUCAAACACCCGACAAUUUGUCCUUUUCCUCAUCGGAUCAUCUCGGUGCCCGUUCACUGAGCCACACUACCCAAGGCAAUAGCGAACGCGUGCAAGACGACCCCUUCGACGCAUCCAGAUUGGUGGUUGCUGGGCAUCCCCACCCUUUGCGACUCGUCGGCAUGGCUCGCACAGUCCGGAGCUCGAGGCCAAAAAGGGCCGGAAGCUGGGUGAUAGACAUCUUGCCCGCCUCUUCUACCCUCUCAAAAAGUGUUGCGCACUUACGAGACGACACGACGGAUGACUCCAUGGUUCGCUCCACGAGGUAUGCCCCCAUUGACCUCACGAAAAGUCUGGUCAAGCCAAAUGCCGCGGAGUGGGUCGUUCGUAGCCUGUACCUGUCCACAGAUGGCGCAGAACCGGGAACACCGAGCAGUGCAGGCGCAGAGUGGCUUGCUGGAAAGGAACAUGGCACGCUUGUCAUCUCUGGUCUCUACGGAGGAGUCAUGGUCUGCACCAAGGUAGCCACUUGAUAUCUUUGGUCCAAACACAACACUCUGGCGUGCGCGUUGCGAUGAUGCAUGAUCGAUUUCGUCCUUGCGUCUGCCCGCACAA
Molecule: messenger RNA, 1905 nt
Organism: Ceraceosorus guamensis
Lineage: Eukaryota; Fungi; Basidiomycota; Exobasidiomycetes; Ceraceosorales; Ceraceosoraceae
Exons: 2
Coding region: 105-1823 (572 amino acids)
Source: RefSeq, a predicted model, not a curated record